This is a messenger RNA of Biomphalaria glabrata, 456 nucleotides long. RefSeq names its product DNA-directed RNA polymerase subunit beta'-like. NCBI's taxonomy places the organism in Eukaryota, Metazoa, Mollusca, Gastropoda, Planorbidae. The record is from RefSeq and is a predicted model, not a curated record. The coding region runs from base 1 to 456 and encodes 151 amino acids. The transcript has 2 exons.
AUGUCCGCUGGGAGCUCUAAUGAUUAUGGGUAUGAUUAUGACUAUGAUUAUGGCUAUGUUUAUGACUAUGAUUAUGGCUAUGAUUAUGACUAUGAUUAUGGCUAUGAUUAUGACUAUGAUUAUGGCUAUUAUUAUGAUUAUGGCUAUGAUUAUGACUAUGAUUAUGACUAUGAUUAUGGCUAUGAUUAUGACUAUGAUUAUGGCUAUGAUUAUGAUUAUGACUAUGAUUAUGACUAUGAUUAUGGCUAUCAUUAUGACUAUGAUUAUGGCUAUCAUUAUGACUAUGAUUAUGACUAUGAUUAUGGCUAUGAUUAUGACUAUGAUUAUGACUAUGAUUAUGGCUAUGAUUAUGACUAUGAUUAUGGCUAUGAUUAUGACUAUGAUUAUGGUGUUUAUUUAUUUGCUUGUUCACAUUCAUUCCUCAUGUUCUUUGCUUGUAUUGUGUAUUUUGAUUGA